AUGCCAUCAACCACGUGCCUGGACAAGCUCAAUGAAGAUAGGUCAACGCUAUUGAAACGAUAUCGCAAUGGAGUCGAGCGCGCACUUGCACGAGUAGACCUUUCAUCGUCCUUGGAAUUUAAUCUCCUACAAGCCUUCAUUCUAUACCUUACCUGCGCCCGACUAGACAGCCACGGCCCAUCAGGUAAAACCCACCUCCCUACAGCCAUCAACAUGGCAUACCGGAUGGGUCUCCACCGCGACGGCACAACACAAAACAGUUCAGUAUUGGAGACUGAAUCGCGACGUCACCUAUGGUGGCAACUCGUUACCCUUGACACCCGAACCGCAGAGGAUCACAACACAACCCCCUAUAUCCUUGAACCAUCCUUCACUACACAAUUUCCAUGUCUCAUAGUUGACACAGGCCUCCCAUCACCGAUCACAUCCAACGUCACUGCAUCUAGCACGUUCUUCCAACUACUCCAUUUUGAACUCAUAUCCUUCACCCGACGCAUCAUUUUCUCGGAUACUUUCAACCAUGCAAACGAUUAUCACAGUUUGUCCCCGAUCCAAAAGCAUAAGGCCAUCAACGACUUUCGACAGUCACUUGAAACCAGAUAUUUCUCGCACUGUGGUUCCAUAAAUCCCCUAGAGUUUAUAACCGCGGCAACUGUUCAGCUCUUCCUGGUGAAAAUGAAAUUAGCGGUGUGUAAGCCUGGACACAAUUUUCGACCUAUUUGUGUAGAGGUCCUUCAGCGAGCACUCGUGCUGAGGGAGCAUGAGCCAGGGCAGAAGUGGCUUUGGUUGGUUCAGAGAGAUAUAGAGUGUGGAAUGUUGGAGAUGCUGCUGAAUGAUCUGGGCGCGGAGGGGGUGAAUGAGGGAAGGGACGAGGCAUGGAGGGUUGUUGAGCAAGCAUAUGGGUAUUGGAAAGGAGAUGAAUCUGCACUGGAAACUGGAAAUUGGGCGGUCAUUGAGGAGUUAAGGGCCCGUGCUUUGACUGUUCGGGGUUACGAGAGCGAGGUCGAUGUGUCGAAUGGACUCGAAUUGGUGCCGGACAAUUAUGAUGCAGUGCCCGUGGAGAGGCUUGCUGAAGGUACUGGAAUUGGGGAACUGCCAGGCGAUGGGACGGUGUGCGAGUGGAGCAUGGAGGCGUUUGAGCAGUAUUUUCGGGCGCUGGGUGCCAGGGACGGUAUGUCGAAUGUGCUUUAA
Molecule: messenger RNA, 1191 nt
Organism: Aspergillus tubingensis
Lineage: Eukaryota; Fungi; Ascomycota; Eurotiomycetes; Eurotiales; Aspergillaceae
Product: transcription factor domain-containing protein
Exons: 3
Coding region: 1-1191 (396 amino acids)
Biological process (GO): DNA-templated transcription
Molecular function (GO): DNA binding; zinc ion binding
Source: RefSeq, a predicted model, not a curated record